AUGGGUAUCACCGAGGCGCAGAAGAAGCAGUUGGACGAGCAGGGAUGCAUCGUCAUUCCAGACGUGCUUUCCGACGAGGAAAUUGAGGUAUAUCGGGCAGAUAUACUCCGCUUGGCAGAGGAAGAGAAGCAGAACGGGUUAGCGCGUCAACACACCGACGGGUACGGCCAGCUUGUCCGCUGGUUAGUCAACAAAGGCGAGAUGUACGAGCAACUGGUCGCCCGCCCCAAGGUGAUGCCCUACUUUGAACAUCUGCUCGGUCCCGAUUACACGCUCAGCACGCUCACUUCCAAUAUCAUCGACCCGGGCGCGCCGGAUGGUGGCUACCAUGUUGAUAGCGUGCUUGGAUCGAUGCCGGAGCCGCUACCCAGUUUCCCACUGGUCGCCAAUAGUCUCUGGUUGCUCGACGAUUUCACACCGGAGAACGGUGGAACUCGUCAUGUGCCGGGUAUCCACCUUCAGCGUAUCAAGCCGCCUCCGGGUACCACCCACCAUCCCGAUGAGGUUCGGCUCUCCGCACCGAAGGGCUCCGUGUUUCUCUUUAACGGUGCGAUCUGGCAUUCCGCGGGUGCUAACAGAACCGAUCAGCAGCGGAUCGCGUUAAUCUGUUUCUGUUGUCGUUCCUUUGUCAAACCGAUGUUCGACUUUGUACAUCAUAUCAAACCAGAAGUCGUCGAACGCGCCACCCCGACCAUGCGCCGCAUCUACGGGUUCGAUUCCCAACCCCAACCCCCAGAUCGACCCACGCGGUAA
Messenger RNA from Geodia barretti, 753 nucleotides. The record is from the annotation of a GenBank genome assembly. Lineage: Eukaryota; Metazoa; Porifera; Demospongiae; Tetractinellida; Geodiidae.